This is a messenger RNA of Orcinus orca (killer whale), 1150 nucleotides long. Its product is annotated as metabotropic glutamate receptor 7-like. Gene Ontology annotation, biological process: regulation of synaptic transmission, glutamatergic; G protein-coupled glutamate receptor signaling pathway. Gene Ontology annotation, cellular component: membrane. The transcript is spliced from 5 exons. Lineage: Eukaryota; Metazoa; Chordata; Mammalia; Artiodactyla; Delphinidae. The record is from RefSeq and is a predicted model, not a curated record. Gene Ontology annotation, molecular function: group III metabotropic glutamate receptor activity. Bases 271 to 1104 code for a protein of 277 amino acids.
UGUUGGAGAGCUCGAGCUGCAAGCCACCGAGCGCGAGCUCGAGCGCGGCGCGCUGGCCGGGGAACCCAAGAGCGCACUGCGCCCCAAGCUGGCAGGCGCCGCGGGACCCCCCACCCUCGCCGGCUGCCCUUCCCCGGGCGCCCCUACCCUCCUCGCCCGCAGGAGACCCUGGGCUUUCCCGGAGGAGCUCACCCCAAGGGGCCAGGACUCCGGCGAGCCCGCCACCGUCCCCUCGAGUGCCGCCGCCACCACCGCAGCCGCGGGAGCAGCAUGGUCCAGCUGGGGAAGCUGCUCCGCGCCCUGACUUUGAUGAAGUUUCCCUGCUGCGUGCUGGAGGUGGUUCUGUGCGCGCUGGCGGCGGCGGCUCGCGGCCAGGAGAUGUACGCCCCGCACUCCAUUCGGAUCGAGGGGGACGUCACCCUCGGGGGGCUGUUUCCGGUGCACGCGAAGGGUCCCAGCGGAGUGCCCUGCGGCGACAUCAAGAGGGAGAACGGGAUCCACAGGCUGGAAGCGAUGCUCUACGCCCUGGACCAGAUCAACAGCGAUCCCAACCUGCUGCCCAACGUGACGCUGGGAGCGCGGAUCCUGGACACUUGUUCCAGGGACACUUAUGCGCUCGAACAGUCGCUCACUUUCGUCCAGGCGCUCAUCCAGAAGGACACCUCCGAAGUGCGCUGCACCAACGGCGAGCCUCCGGUUUUUGUCAAUCCCGAGAAAGUAGUUGGAGUGACUGGGGCUUCGGGGAGUUCGGUCUCCAUCAUGGUAGCCAACAUCCUGAGGCUUUUCCAGGUGGGGAAAAUGUACCAGCGUGUAUGCCUACUGGGACCACGUUUUCCAGAACAGUUAAGCCCAGUGUCAACUAUGCUGUCCCACCUUCCUCCCUUAGUGAGAAGAGAGCAGGCUGAAUGGAAGAAAGUCAUUAUGACCACUGGGGCCACUAAGAUGAAGACACUGAGGAAGAGAAAAGUUAAGAAUUUGCCUAUGAUCAGUUAUCCAUCUGUUCAGCCAGUGCACAAAUUACACUGCCCAACUCCAAGAUCAGGACAAAGAAAAGACCUUUAUCAGGACAGUCCUGCUCGCACUUUUAUGGGGCUACUCCUUUGAGUGGCCUCUGGGAACUGCUGGUGGACAACUUAGAGUUUCAUCCCAG